AUCAAAUACUCACUCGCACACUCCAUUUCAGUUCGGGGACUAGAACCUACAUUGAUUGAUUUAGGGUUUGUGGGAAGGAGAAGAAGAAGAAGAUGAGCGAGGGAGGAAAACGACAGGGUGGUCGAGCGCUGCCUCCGCCUCCUCGAGGGCCUCCUCCUCCGCCUCCGUCUCGGCCGCGGCUGGAACCCGUGGAUCGCGAGAAGACCUGCCCCUUGCUCCUCCGUGUCUUCACCAAAAUCGGCUCUCACCACUCCAUGGAAGACUUCGCCGUCAGAGGCAAGGAGCCCAAGGACGAGGUCCAGAUUUACACAUGGAAGGACGCCACUCUCCGCGAACUCACCGAUCUCGUCAAAGAAGUCGCUCCCGCCGCCAGACGAAGGAACGCCAAGCUCUCCUUCGCCUUUGUCUUUCCCGACAAAAACGGCCGCUUCAAAGUCCAGGAGGUGGGUAAGACAUUAUCUUAUGGAAAUGGAAGAUUAGAUGAUAGCAAGGCUUUAGCUGAACUUGGUUUUGAGAUCGGUGACUACUUGGAUGUGGCUAUUCUGUAGGUUCUUGUGGAUAGCAUCACAACUGUAUUAUGUGUUUUGGGCUGCUUAUGUUUGAAGGCCUUGAAACACUGGGCUUAUUUCGGAGUAAAAAAGACUGUACUUAUGGAAGUGUUUAGCUGUUAGUGUUACAUGAACUAAAAAUGUCCCAGUUUCUUGGGUUGGAAAAAUGAUAGAUUGACGAUUUGAUUAGGCCAAGACCUAUUAUGCGAAUACUGGUUAAUGUCCUUA
Molecule: messenger RNA, 776 nt
Organism: Cajanus cajan (pigeon pea)
Lineage: Eukaryota; Viridiplantae; Streptophyta; Magnoliopsida; Fabales; Fabaceae
Gene: SAP18
Product: SIN3 associated polypeptide P18
Biological process (GO): negative regulation of DNA-templated transcription
Cellular component (GO): nucleus
Molecular function (GO): transcription factor binding; transcription corepressor activity
Source: RefSeq, a predicted model, not a curated record